AUGGCAUCACAAGAUCCCCCCCUCGACGAAAUACAAUGGAGAGAUCCACAAUGGCUCGCGGCCAAUGGAGGUAUUCAUGAAAAUACCAUCCUUCACUACUUUGCGCAGUCGCCAUUCUUUGAUCGAACAUCAAAUAAUAGCAUCGUGACAACACAAGCUACUUUUAAUAAUAAUUUGUGGUACCUCCUGGGAACCCGUGGCGCGUUUGAGGGACGACUCAAAACUAUGUCUGGAUUGGAGUUUAUAAUUGCGCAAGAACCUGCAGCGAUGGGGCCGGGUACUGGUACUGGAGUAUGGGUAAUUAGAAAACAAACAAGAAGAAAGAGAGCUCCAGAGGAUGACGAAAUUAUAAUCCAUUCAUCGUAUUUUGUGGUGGGAGAGAACAUUUAUAUGGCUCCUACUGUUGCGGAUGUGCUAGGCAGUAGAAUGUUAUCAAUCUUUACCUCCCUCACCAAUGCUAUUUCGAAAGUCUCCGAAUUACCUAAUUUCUCUCCCUCUCUCGGCCAUACAUACAUGCCACCAGUCCCUCCACGAACAAAAGCUGUUACCUCCACUUUCUCUCAAACCGAAGAAAACACACCAAUGCCCGAUUCUCUAGCGACCGAAGCCAAAAAUCCUUCCGUCAGCACCUCCACCAACGUUCUGGCACAUCAUCUUCUUGAAGAAACCCUCAAUAUCACACUCAAAUACGGCGAUGAAUAUAUGGACGAAAAUCCUAUCACCGGAACCCCAGGCGAUUUCCAUUUCAGUACAACAGGUCGAAAGGAAAAGGAAAGGCUUAUGGUACCACCAACAUCGAAACCAGCAGGCUUUGGUCUAAGUGGUAAACCUGCGGCUCCUACACCAUUAAAAACAGAUCUGGGAAUUCAAAAGAAAGGAAGUAAGGGGGAGAAGAGUCCUAGAACUCCGGGAACAGGCAAACCAAAAAGAAGAAAAAGUAAAGUGAUGAAUGGUGGGGUGAGUCCUACAUAG
Molecule: messenger RNA, 972 nt
Organism: Sclerotinia borealis F-4128
Lineage: Eukaryota; Fungi; Ascomycota; Leotiomycetes; Helotiales; Sclerotiniaceae
Source: the annotation of a GenBank genome assembly